AUGGCCAACACAUCGCAAAUAACGGAUUUGUCGUUUUCGGCAGAAGAUUUGAUAAAAUUGCAAAUGGAUCGGUUUAAACAUUUGCAGAAAAUUGAAACCAAUUAUGGAAAGUGUGCAACUAAUCAAAAAACACCGGCUUAUUUUGUGCGUCGUCUCAAUCAAAUCGACAAGUUGGCAACGGAAUUUAGAGCCUCACAUAAAGUCAUAGUGUGCAAUGCACUCGAUUCGGAUGAAAGUUAUUUCAAAAACGAUGUGUCGGUCAAUUUUGAAGAGUUGUACUUCGGUGUGUAUUGUGCGUUAGUUACGGACCGUGAUACACGGUAUCCGCCGGUUACGAGUUCAUCAUCGAGUUCAAAUAGCGGUCAAGUGAAUGUCACAUCGGCAGUGAUGCCAAGUCAACCCAUAUCAACGGUACAUUUUCCCGACAUUCCAAAUCCAAAGUUUUCGGGUGUUACAGCCGAUUGGCCUGAAUUUCAAGAUGCAUUUGGUCGGUUGAUACAUCAAAAUAUGGCACUCAAUGCGAUUCAAAAGUUUCAUUUCUUGAAGUUAGGUUUGCCACCACACUGCGACAAAGACAUUCAUUUAAUGCCGCUCAGUGCACAAAACUACGCUACGGCAUGGGACAUGCUAGUGAAACGGUAUAACAUUCCGCGUAUUUUGCAUACGAGUCAAAUGAAUACAUUAUUCUCGAUGUCGACAAUACAAAAAGAACGUUCGGAAGACUUGAAACAUUUACUUAAUACCGCGAAUGUGUGUCGUAACGAAUUGCGUCGUUUAGAAAUUCCGAUUGACAAUAGUGAUCAUUGGUUAGUUUAUCUUUUAGUGACAAAAUUACCAAAAGAAACUCAUUCGAAAUGGGAAUCUCAUCUCGGAAGUCGUACCGAUAUACCAACUUUUACGGAUUUUGAGACAUUUAUGAGUCAACGCGCAAUCACCGUCGAUGUGAUGGAAAAUCGAAACACCGUUAUGCAAGGUGCAUUGAAUACAAUCAAAUCAAUUGAUCAACCGAAACCGAACAAUUCUUCGAAUGUGUCAAAGUCGUCUCAACGAAAUCAACGAUUUGAACGAAAAUCAUUCCACGUUAUCGCUACUCAAUCAAAGGUGGAUAAGUGUGUUGUGUGUGAGGGUAAUCAUAUCCUGCGAAAAUGCCCAGUUUUUCUGGCCAAAGACUGCUUCGAACGAAAGGCUAUCGUCGACAAAAAUAAAUUGUGCCUCAAUUGUAUGAGUGGCGCUCAUUUCAUGAGCCAGUGCUCAAGCCAGAGAAAUUGUCAGCAAUGUGGAGGCCGUCACCACACGCUCCUACAUUUCACUUUCAACGGUAAUUCCGCUGCGACUACGGUAAAUACACAACCUGUCCAACGAAUUCAAACCCUUACUACCAGUAUGGCUCUGGCAAAUAAAGAACCGCCCAAGGUUCUCUUGGCCACAGCAUUAAUUCCAGUCAUCAACGUUGUCACGGGAAGAAAAUUAGUGCUGCGCGCUCUUAUCGAUCAAGCUUCAGAAGGAACGCUUAUCACUCGGCGAGGUGCUAACGCUUUGGGUUUACGUCGAACGCCCAUGGUCACUGACGUCGAUGGAGUCGGUGUUAAUUCGAAUGUCAGCACCGAAUGCGUAAGUUUUGCAUUGCAAUCCAAUCUCAAUGAAAAUUUCGAAACAUUUGUCAACAUGGCAUUCGUCAUGGAUCGAAUAACGGCACCGUUGCCGAGCAAAGAAAUUGUUCCACAGGAUUGGCCACACAUUCGAACACUUGUCCUCGCCGAUCCAACGUAUUUCAAGGUAGGUGAAAUUGACCUGCUCAUCGGCACCGAAAUGCAAGCUGCGAUACUGUUACCUGAUCAACGCAUCGGUCAACCAGAUCAUCCAGUUGCACAAAAUUCUCAUUUCGGAUGGAUUUUGUUUGGAAACACGGAGCCGCCGGCUUCUGAUUCACCGACCGUGUCACCGCACGGCAAAAUUAAAAAUUCUGUACGCUGUUUUCACACUACAGUCGACGCUCAACUUGAUACGCUUGUACGGAAAUUCUACGAUAACGAACAAGUGCCCGAAGAGCGUGCACUUUCUCAAGAAGAUCAAUGGUUCAUGGACUUCUUCAAACAGACAACAGUUCGUCAACCCAACGGAAAAUAUUUGGUGCGAUUACCAUUCAAAACCAUCUUCGAUCCAACUCAAACGAUAGGGCGUUCUCGACAAAUCGCUCUCAAUCGAUUUCAUCAGCUCGAACGAAGGCUUCAACGAAAAGAGGGUUUGAUGGAACGCUAUGCAAAAGGUAUGCACGAAUAUUUUGAAUUAAAUCAGAUUCUUCCAUCCACUACCACAGAAGAACAGCAUUGCACGUUCAACGAAGUCAAUCAGUUCACGGUUAGUGCAUGCGUUUUGGCCCAUCACCACGUUUUGAAGGAAGACAGUUUAACAACCAAACUGAGAAUCGUGAUGGAUGCUUCGGCAAAAACAUCGAACGGAAGGUCUCUGAAUGACAUUCUGUGCGUCGGACCAGCGCUACAAAAUGAAUUACCAUCCGUAAUUCUGAAUUGGAGGUUGAACAAGUUCGUAUUCACGUGCGAUAUACAGAAGAUGUAUAGAUGCAUCGACAUGCAUCCCGACGACAUCGCAUAUCAAAAAAUAUUGUGGCGAGACGAAAGGAGUGAGAUCCGAGAGUAUUGUCUUACCACCGUCACAUUUGGCACAGCGCCAGCCCCAUGUAUCGCCAUCAGUGUGAUUCAUCUCAUCGCUGAAAAUGAGAAAGCGCGAUAUCCGUUAGCCGAGAAUGUGCUAAAAAAUGAAAUGUAUGUUGACGACAUACAAACCGGCAGUCAUUCAAUUGAAAAUGCAAUCGCCAUCCGUGAUCAUGUCACAGGUGCACUUGCGUCAGCUGGUAUGGAGUUGAGAAAAUGGGCAAGCAACACGCCAGAAUUGCUCGAAUCAAUUCCAAAGGAACAUCAGUGCAGUAGCACGCUCUUGGAUAUGGAUAGCAACGAAACGGUCAAGACAUUGGGAAUGUGUUGCGAGUCUUGA
Sitodiplosis mosellana (orange wheat blossom midge) is the source of this 3012-nucleotide messenger RNA. RefSeq lists its product as uncharacterized. The record is from RefSeq and is a predicted model, not a curated record. The transcript has a single exon. The coding region runs from base 1 to 3012 and encodes 1003 amino acids. Lineage: Eukaryota; Metazoa; Arthropoda; Insecta; Diptera; Cecidomyiidae.